Messenger RNA from Lactuca saligna, 399 nucleotides. The record is from the annotation of a GenBank genome assembly. Lineage: Eukaryota; Viridiplantae; Streptophyta; Magnoliopsida; Asterales; Asteraceae.
AUGGAGGGAGCACAUCAGGGCAUUCUUUUCUACCAGAACGUAGUACCCCACAGAGUAGUUGACGAAGACCCCGUGGUGGAGGCAGCUGCCGGUGUCAGACCUGAAGAACACGUGGAUACGGACUAUGGGUUUGAGGAACCUGAUGAGAUUAUAGAGGAGGAUGGAGAUGUGAAUGAGGCACCUGGUGAACCCCACCCCUCGGAAGUCCUAUCAAAUCCACCCAUGAUUCCGGAGACUGAUAUCGACUAUAUACGCUCCCUUGAGGAAGAAAUAACCAAUCUCAAGCGGCAUCUCUUUGCGGCCGAAGCUAGAGCCGUUCAGGCCGAGCAAAGGGAAGAUGUAAUCACUCAAGAGGUGAACAAAAUGGCCGAACUUCUGAUACGUCAACUCGAUGAUUAA